AUGUCCGGCAUCAACUGGGCGCUUGAAGAGAAUGGAGCUCAGAUCGCCGAGGUGUCUCACGAGGCGGCGCACGUCGCCAGCACCGCCUCCCACCUGCUGCAGCUCCGCGAAGACCAACUUUGGGUCACCGGUGAUGCCCCGCAACACGUGACGGUGUACCUCUCUGCGUCUCACCCACCGCUACAAUACGCCGGCUGGCACGUGUGGCAAGACUACCUUACCAAUCCCCGCAUGGUCGAGAUCGCGUCUGGCGCGUCACCAGACACGAUGAGCGUUCUCCUUGUAUGUCAAGCACUACCUGGAGCUGGUACCCAGGUGUGGAAGCUUCCGCGUGCAAUCCCGCAAGAGCACCGAUACGUGCGCUACAGGAUCAUGGACACCUUCGGCCCAGGCCCAACGUACAUGAACAAAAUUGUGCUCCUGGAGAAUGACCCUGGCUCGCGUUACGGCGCGCCCAGCCAACUAGUAGAACGCGCCGCAGCGUCAAUGGAUGACUUUCUUCGUGGAGAAUCCGUUUCUCCGCGCCCAUCUGCCGCUACGGUGUUGCCCCACAUGUCUUCUCCGGCAUCCGCAUUGCGACCAGCCGGUGCUGCUGGCAGCUUGGACAGAAGCCCUCUACCACGACUGGCCCCGCCGACGUCGGUGCUGCCUGGCGCAGCUACCGCCUCGACACCCACCCCUCGCGGCGCUCGUUCGGCAGAUGUUGAGGUGUUCAUCGGCUCUGGGCUGUCUGCGUCAGUGCACCGUGGCGAUUGCACAAACGGCAGCGCUGUCGGUCGCUCGCCGGGAGAAACUCGCAGCUGCAGCCGCAUGAGCCAACUACUCCGUGACCUCGACGACGACAUCAAGAUGCUGAAGCCAAUCAAGAUCGUCUCCCCGGGAAAGAGCUUGCUCUUGCACAUGCCACAGGAGCCGCCCGCUAAAUCGUUGGGCAGUGGGAGCGAGGCCGAUGCUUCCGCAGCACAGCAGCGCGGAGAUAAUCGAGAAGGGAACGCCGAUGGUAAGGGCGACGACAAUGGCGAGGACAAGCCGACCGCACGUCACCACAACCGCCGGCAUCACUGUCGCAGCAGCAGUCGCCGUCGAAACCGCGAUGACCGAGGAAGGCGCAGCCGCAACAAGGGGUCUGCACAGCCGGAAGGUAGCCAAACCCCCCAGCCAACCCCAAUGAGCACCUCACCGAUGGCUUUGGGAGGUUGGGCACCGCCUGCGGUGCCCUCCUCGGCAGUAGAGCUCUGUUCCUUGCACAGUGCGCGUCUAGGUGCGCUGGAGCAAGCAGUUGCGGCGCUGAACGAGGCUGUGCAGUACCAGCGCGAUGAUCUCACCAUGGUUAGACGCGUAGUGCUGCAGCAGGCGAUGGAGCGCCGCAGGGAGGCGGAGCAGCGAUACGAGGAAACGCGAAAGAUGAGUGCUGCAGCCGCUGCACCUCCACCGGUCGUCGACGCUGACGCCAAGCUCCUCGCGUUACAGGUAGCUGUGCCAGAUCAGCGACUGACGCACCGCAGCAUAAUGGUCGACUUUCCUGAGGAUGUUUUACGCGCCUAUGUGGAGUCCGUGCUAGACCACAAGCUGCAGAAGCACAUGAAAAAGGUUGAAGCAAAGCUGCUGCAGCGGCUGGACAAGCAACUGCAUGACCUGAUCAACUUUCUCUCCGAGUCCAUUGAGACCCGGUUGGCUAGACUGACCCUGUCAACCGCGACGAUGCAGGGGCAGGUAGCGAUGCCAUACCAGCCCUGCUAUGCGGGACGCUGGACGCCGACUCAAGCUGGCGGUCCGCCGACAGGCUCGCCGCCUGGUGUGCACAGCAUGCCUCACGGCUCCGCCAACACUGUCGGCCGCAAGGUGGACCUUAGUGAUAUCGGCUCCUCUCUAAGCUCACCGAAAGGGCACCACUAUCACACGCCACUAACGCGCACGGACGCAAGUGCGAGAGGGCCAGCGAGUGGCACCGCCGCCGCCGCCGCUCCCGCAGCGCUUCCGGCUUCGUAUGUGGCCAUGCGCAACUUACCGCAUGCCUGUCGCGCCGUAACUGGGGCGCCGUCUGUCUUCAUUACAAAGCGCAAUUUCUCUUGA
Messenger RNA from Leishmania braziliensis MHOM/BR/75/M2904, 2073 nucleotides. RefSeq lists its product as hypothetical. Bases 1 to 2073 code for a protein of 690 amino acids. The record is from RefSeq and is a predicted model, not a curated record. The transcript has a single exon. NCBI's taxonomy places the organism in Eukaryota, Euglenozoa, Kinetoplastea, Trypanosomatida, Trypanosomatidae.